This is a messenger RNA of Aspergillus melleus, 2834 nucleotides long. RefSeq lists its product as uncharacterized. Lineage: Eukaryota; Fungi; Ascomycota; Eurotiomycetes; Eurotiales; Aspergillaceae. The record is from RefSeq and is a predicted model, not a curated record. The transcript has a single exon. The coding region runs from base 257 to 2098 and encodes 613 amino acids.
GGUGUACCAGGGGCCACUAAACGCAACGGGCGGGGAGACUUCCACUCGACUAACACCGAACGGUACUAGAGUCGCUCUGGCGGUGUUGUUGGCACCUUCGACUAAACUAUUCUUCUUCAUCCUCAUCCACCCUCUGUACCCGAUCGUCUAUUUUUAUUUUAUUCUCUUCUUACUCGUUUUUUUCUCCCUGUUCUCCUUCCUCAUUCUCCCGGCUGGGCCAUCAUGCUUACAGAUCCCCGGGGACUGUCGCAAUGCCAUGAGAAGUCGCUCUCCUUUCCGCCCCUCGACUGCCGCAAGUAUGACCUCCGAUAAACAAAACAACAAACCCUUCACUCCCACCCUCAGUGCCGCCUUUCACCGUUCCAGCAAAUCCCCCUUGACCCCGAAGCUGGCCACUCCAGGGGGGUACCGUACUCCGAAACGAUUGGCUCCCUCCGACGUCUCCUCGUCCUCCUCCAGACCCGAUUCCGAUUCCCUCCUGAGUGCCAACGUUACCCCACGGUCGGGCUCUCGCAUCACCCGACGAGAUGGUACCCCGUCCACCACCGGACGCAACUCGCCCCAGACCCCCUAUGUGCAGGCCAGCGUCGUACACCACGGCUCCAAUGUCGGAUCAUACCGGACGGAUCGCAGUCCUGUCCGCGCAGGGCCAGGGAGAUUGGAGCCGGCCAGGGCCACGAGAGCCAAGGCCUUUACGAAUGAACCUCACCAGCUGUCUCGCUCGAAUUCCGCCUCGGAGGGUGCGUCGGCCUCGCCCAUGUUCUUCCACGCCUCUGACGCGCGGUCCUCUCCUUCCGAACUAGAACCUCAUGCCCCUCCUGCUUCUGCUCCUCGGCCGCGACCGGGAAAAGCACCCGCGCAACAGACAACCUUCAUCUACGCCAACGGAGCCGAGGAGCCCAAAUCCGACGGGCCGGUCGAGUCUACGGCCUACAAGCGACGGUCAACCGGGCUGUCUCGAUCGGUGGUGGGUGCCAAACCGCCUCCCUCCGCCUCGCCACGCAUCAUGUCGCCGAAACUGGGCCAUGCCACGCCGCGGCUGUCCGACGGACUGCUGCCCUCGCAAGUUGGGUCGCAGGUAGGGUCGCAGGACGGCUCGUCGGAGGUGGGCUCUCGCGUUCACAGCCCUCCCUCAGGGAGUUACUCGCCGCGACUUCCGGCAUCGACACCACGACACUUUAAAUCCUCGAGUAUGGACUCCGGUCCGGGGGCCGGAGCUGCCACCUCGCCGCGAGAGGCUCUCCGACCGAGUCCGAUCAUCGUCUCGCCAGGGGACGCCAAACUCGACGCCGGCGGUCUCGCCUCGGAACCGAUCCCCCUUCGCCCGCGGAUUUUCAGUAAUGGGUCGACCGCGUCGGCAGAUACGUACGCCUCGGCGCAGCAGAGCCCGGUGAAGGAGAACCCCGCGCCGAAAGACGAUGCGGCGGCGACGGCGCGCACGGAGCGCAAGAUCAUGGACCUAGAGAUCAGCAACUCCUCACUACUAGCGAUCAACCGCACGCUCGAGCGCGAGAUGCGGAAACAAAACGCCGAACUGCGUCGAUUCCGCCGGCUCAGCCGGUCCGGUCGGCUGUCCGUGGCGCCAUCGACGCGCUCGGUGUCGGGCACCUCGCUUGGCAUCAUGAGCGAGCUGGACGAGGGCAGCGAACGCUCGUCCAUGCGCUCGCCUGACGAGCUGUCGGACUUUAGCGACUCGGAAUCCACGGCCGACGACGGGGUCAUGAGCCCGGAUUCGCUGGCCGAUCACGACGCGCGACACCAAGCACGCGAUGAGAAACGGUUCUUCGUCGACCUCGCCAAGCACCAGGAAUUGCUGGCGGAUAGCCAACGCAUGAACCAGAGCCUGAAGCGCUGUCUGGGGUGGACAGAGGAAUUGAUCUCCGAGGCGAAGAAGGCCCUGGAAUACAACGUGCAUGUCAACGACGUAAAACUAGGCGGACGAGUCCUGUCACCAGAAGAGCUGAACGAGAUUGGCGAAAUGGCGCGGGACAUGGCGCUGCCGGAGGAUUCUGACUCUCAUUCCGAUUCCAAUUUCGAGCACGAAUCUGAUCUCGAUCUGCCUGCAUCAGAGUCCGCGACCGUGACAGCAGAAACAUAACUAAAUACCCAACAUCUACUUCUUUCUUUCUUUUGUUUCUUUUUACUUUUUCUUUUUCUUUUUCUUUUCUUUUACUUCAAGGCCUGUUCUUCCGAGCCAGCGAAUACCCUUUCAUUCUUUUGAUUGACUCAGUUUUUCUCUAUCUUUUAUCCUUCCGUUUCACUCACAGCAGAGCAGAGACAGAGAUUAGACAGCCGGCCUUGUCUUCUUCCUUCUUCCAUCUAUCAAAUCGAUCUAUGGACCUUAAUACGCAUACACAUGGUAUCAUUUCCUUGCUCUUUUUCCUUCUCAUUCUCAUGUUCUCAUUCCAUUUCCAUUUCCCAGUUUCCUUACUAUGCUCUGCUUCGACUUUGUUCUGUGCUCUUCUGUUCUACUGUUUUAUUUCGAACGUUCGGACUCUGUAAACGAUAGAAAGCGGCGAUUAGGUUGGGUUAGGUCAGGUUAGGUUCUGCUAGAUUAGGGCGAUAUGAUUAGAACUAGUACAGGGAGAUCUGGUACUUUAGAUAGAUACCCGAUGUUUUAAUGAUUUGAUGUGAGAUUUUGAUUGAUUUGACUUCUCGUCAGGAACUGGCGUCUUUAUUUCAUCCUCUACUUCUCACCCUCUCUUGUUUGUUGGUUUUUUCUUUCUUUAUUACCUUCCCUUCUCGCUCUGCUUGGGUUCCUUGGAGACCUGACUUUAUAAAGACCCGGUUGGCUAGGUUACUACUGACCACCAUGGCUCCAGGGGCACCAAAUA